AUGAGGAGCCCAUCUUCAGCCACAAUAAGCCACUUCAGCCACCCACACCCUCUACACCUAACCAACCCUAAAACAUCUCGUAUUUGUUCAGCCUGCAAGAAAACCCUAGAAACCGAACCACUCUACACAUGCAGAUCACCCUCAUGCACCACCACCUUCUCCCUCCACCUCAAAUGCUCCCAACUGCCUCAAACAAUCACCCACCCUUGCCACCACCACCACCACCCUCUCACCCUCCUCCCAAUAUCACAAAACCCUAAUGGUGUUUUCACGUGCAACGGUUGUGGCAAACAUGGUGAUAGCUUUUUGUACAGCUGCAAAGACUGUGGUGUUAAUAUCCAUGUGGCGUGUGCUAAGUUACCGUUGUUGGUGUCUCAUAGGAGCCACUGUCACCAGCUUAAUCUUGUGUUUUCGUCACCGUAUGGGAAUGAUGCGUUUCGCUGUGAUGUGUGUGGUGUGGUUUGUGGAAGUAAGUGUUGGUUGUAUAGAUGUGGUUUGUGUGGGUUUGAUGCUCAUGUGUUGUGUGUGACAUCUAAGGUAAAAAAAGUGGUUGCUGGAGCUGGAAGAAGUAGUAGUAGUAGUAGUAGUACUACUGAUCAGUUUGAGAAGUGGUUUGUGGAGCAGGUGAAUAAUAAGAGAGACCAAAUUCUGCAAGAAAUCAUGGGUGGUGGUGGUGGUGGUGGUGGUGGUGGUAACAUGAACAACCCGUUGCUUCAACCGAUGAUGGGUGGUGGUGGUAGUGAUUACAAUCAGAUGUUACAAGCUAUGAUGAGUGGUGGUGGUGGUGGUGGUGGUAAUUACAAUCAGAUGCUACAGGCUAUGAUGAGUGGUGGUGGUGGUGGUUACAAUCAGUUGCUACAAGCUAUGAUGAGUGGUGGUGGUGGUGGUGAUUACAAUCAGAUGCUACAGGCUAUGAUGAGUGGUGGCGGUGGUGGUGAUUACAAUCAGAUGCUACAGGCUAUGAUGGGUGGUGGUGGUGGUAUGGAUUUAAGUUCGGUUCUUGGAAACUUUGGUGGAUUAAUGGGUGCUGGAUUUGGAGGUUUUGGCUUUUAA
Messenger RNA from Helianthus annuus (common sunflower), 1053 nucleotides. Its product is annotated as protein SHI RELATED SEQUENCE 2. Lineage: Eukaryota; Viridiplantae; Streptophyta; Magnoliopsida; Asterales; Asteraceae. The transcript has a single exon. The record is from RefSeq and is a predicted model, not a curated record. Bases 1 to 1053 code for a protein of 350 amino acids.